CUGGAUUAGACACAGUGUUUUGCACAGAGUACCUGUCUCCUGUCUCAUCUGUCCGCUCCGCUAAUAAAAUAAAUCGCUACAUCCCUAUUUAAUUCCCGAUCGUGUUAUUUUUUUUUGUUCUGUGUUUUGCACCAUUGCUCCAUUGUAAAAUCAAUACUCACUUAUUCUGCGUUGCUUGAAGAUUACCUGUCGUGGCGUGGAAUUAAAUUCUCAAUCGUCUGCUGCUGUGCUGUGUGGUUACUUACGUGACACCUGUGUAUUUAUCGAUCCAAACCAUUGAAAUAAAUAUUCAUCAAUCAUAGAUCAUGGCUUCAAGAACAUUUCGCAAAAUUUAUGGUGGUGCUGAACUACCGCCACUGGAGGGGAACUCUGAUGAAGAGUUUGCACCCCAUUACGCGAAAGAAAUUAAGUCAAAAUUUUCAGGGUUGGUUGUAAGUUCGAAUUCGGAAUCUGAGCAAGAGGGGCCAGAGAAAAGUGAUGAUGAUUCUUAUAUGAUUCCGGCUGAGACAAAAUCAAAAAAGAAAAAUAACAAAAAGAAGCAACGACGAGCCAAAAACAAAAAUGCCAGUGCUGACAUGCCAGAGUUGGACGAAAUAGAUAAAUCCGUAAUGGAAGUUAAUGCUCUUCUUGGAAAACCGCCACCAGCAGCUCUGGUGCAGGAAAAAAAAGUGGACCCUAGGAAAGUGCUUUUCUCAGUAAAGGCUAAGCAUUUGGACUUUAAUAAUGAAUUAAAAAGGAUUUUUGGAUCAGAAUCCCUUGAUGAAGCUCACGGCAAAAAAUAUCGCCCCCACAAUGUAGUCAAAUACAGGCGGGCAGCAAUAGUUCCUAUUCUAGAAAACAGACAUUAUGUCAGCGUGGGACUGUCGAUGUCUGUCCACCGUCGUGAGAAUGAUCCGCUGUCAUAUUUCACCUUUGACCACAACAGAGAGUACCAGGCCAUGCACCAACGUGUUCUUGAGCUUGUGACCCAGGAUGAAGUGUUACCCCCAGACGAUCGGAGGAGCAUUCACAUUGAGGGAAUGUUGCAAAGUACAGAUUACAUGUUCCGUGCUGAAGAGUACACUGCGGCCAAUAACCUGCUAGAGCAAAUUAUUUCGUAUUUGCACUACGUAGCGCAUCCGUGCUUCAACUUAACAGAUCAAUCAAUCCGCUUGGAGUACAAGUACUUGGAAAACAGGCCUUUCCACAUCGCCGUUCUGAAGUAUUGCCACAUGCUUACAAAUAAGGCCUGCCACCGCACCGCUUUGGAGUUGGCCAAGCUGCUCCUAAACCUGGAUCCGUCCGAUCCCCUGGCUAUCAUAUACGUCAUCGACGCCAUAGCUCUUCGAGCCAGGGAGCACCAGUGGUUGAUCGACGCCAUUGACUACUGGAAGCAAGAGCGCGACGCGGAAUACUUGUUCAAUAUUAAGUAUUCCUACGCAAUGGCCCAUUUCCAUGUUGCUAAGAAGAACAAGACUAACGAUUUCACCCGAGCCGACGAGCUGCUGAAAGACGCUCUUCUCCACUACCCCACGAUCGCAGCCAGGAUUUUUGAGAACUGCAAGCAAGAUUGCGCCAAUCUCUACAACCACGCGUAUUUCAGCCUCAGUGGCGAGGACAAGUUCCCUGAGAAGGUGACUACAGCCAUGAUCCUUCACGCCAAGCUCGUGUGCUGGCGUUGGCGCGAGCCCAAGGUGAAGCAGUGGUUCCUCAAGAACCUCAACGAGCUCGUGCAUCAGCUCGACAACGAUCCCGCGGUCAAGGCACGUUCUGAGCAGAUCUCCCGUAUUCGGCACUCGCUCUACGCUGCGUGCCCGGAACAAAUUCACCGCCACAUGCACGUGAUCAAACCCAUGGCUAACCUCCUGGUCGAGUGGGAGCUGCCAAGGAUGACGCGCCAGACCUCGUUUAACCCCAUGCCGCCAGCGAACACCAUCAAUCGGUACCAUUACGGCGUCGACUUAGGUCUCGACCCCCGAAACGUGACGCACUAUUUGGGACUCUUCAAUGCUUUCACGCGUUUCAUGGGUCAGCCUGAACUUGGCUUUGUGGCCAGUGACGCAGAGGACACUGACACUGAGAACCAGGGACAGGUGCCUGAGGGCCAGGUGCCUGAGGGUCAGGCUUCUGAGGGCCAGGCUCCUGAGGGUCAGGCUUCUGAGGGUCAGGCUCUUGAGGGUCAGGUUUCUGAGGGUCAGGCUUCUGAGGGCCAGGCUCCUGAGGACCAGGCUCCUGAGGGCCAGGCUCCUGAAGACCAGGCUCCUGAUGGCCAGGCUCCUGAUGACCAAGCCCCCGACGGCAACAACGCUCCAGGCCAGGCCCCGGACGGCCAAGUGCCUGUGGUAGCGGCCCCGCCCCCGGAGGGACAGGGUGCCGUCGGGCAGGAUCCUGGUGAUGACCAAGGCGGCCAAGAACCUUCACAGAACCCUGGUGGUCAAGAUGGUCGACGUAACGAUGACGACGAAGAAGACGACGAGGACGACGAGGACGAUGACGACGACGACGACGACGACGACGAUGACGAUGACGACGACGACGAAAAUCCUGAUGACGAUGAUAAUAACGAUGAUCAAGAGCAGUUUGAUGAGAAUCAAGAUCACCGCGGCGACGAUGACGACGCUCCGGAAGGUGAAGCGGAGGACCCCGACCGCGUGGCGCGCUUGGAGGCCUUCAUGGCGUUCAGGAAUCUUCUAUUGCAGGCUGCUAAUUUGCCACCCGAUGACCAACUCGAUGCAGACGAUUGGGAUUUUGUUCUCCCGGGUCUUGAUGAUGAAAUCGGAGAUGAGAUAACUCCGCGACACCAAUUUCUCUAUUUGCAAUUUGAGGCAAACAUGUUUCACAGUCAUCCUACGUCGAUAUUUUGUAUAAUUGCUACAGAAUUUUGUGAAAGAUUUUCAUUUUGUGGCCUUAGAACUAUAUUGUCCCUGUACCUAAGAAAUGUGCUAUGUUUGCACGAAAACGCGGCAACGGUGGUGUACCACAUAUUCAUAAUGCUGUGCUACACCAUGCCUCUGAUGGGGGCCAUCCUGGCCGACAACUUUAUUGGACGAUAUAAGGUCAUAUUAUAUUUCUCGAUAAUUUAUCUGUUCGGUACCAUAUUGACUUGCUGCUCUGCUAUACCGCCUCUUAUGCUACCGCCUACGACAACUUCGAUGAUUGGUUUGGCGUUGAUUGCUACUGGGACUGGAGGCAUCAAGCCUUGUGUUGCGGCAUUUGGGGGCGACCAGUUUCGCCUCCCAGAGGAGAAUCAGAGACUGCAGAGGUUCUUCUCCACUUUCUACUGCACAGUGAACCUGGGCGGGUUCAUGGGCAUGAUCGUGACGCCUGCGCUACGCAGGAGCGUCACGUGCUUCGGCGACGACGCGUGCUACGCGCUGGGCUUCGGCUUCCCGGCGCUGCUGGUGCUGAUAUCCAUUGUUAUUUUUGUUGCUGGGAAGCCUUCGUAUAGAAUAAAACAGCCUCGCGAUAACGUCACAUUGAAAUUCGUGUCGUGUGCUUGGUAUGCCUUGAUGAAACGUCUGCGAUAUGAUAGAGAUAAAGACGGCCCGCCACUUGAACACUGGCUCGACUACGCCUCGGAAAAGUACGGAGAAAAGCUCGUAUCGGACAUGAAGAUAGUAUUUUCAAUACUCUACCUUUACCUGCCUGUGCCUAUAUUUUGGUCUCUGUUCGACCAACAGGGUUCCCGAUGGACUUUCCAAGCGUCGCGGCUCCGAAGCGAGGUGUUUGGAGUGACGCUAAUGCCCGACCAGUUACAGGUAAUGAACCCCGCUAUGGUGCUACUGAUGAUCCCCGUCUGCCCCGGGGGUGCGUGGCCGAUGCUCCCCGACCUCCCCCCGCUUCAGAAAAUGUUCGUCGGAGGCAUCCUGGCAGCCAUGGCGUUCGUUUCAGCUGGCAUCUUACAAAUUGGGAUAGAGCGAUCGACCCUCCAAGUGCCGGCCCACCACCAGAGCGGGCUAGUACUACUGAAUACUCUGGGCUGCCCCGCGGAGAUAGCAGUGCGGGGCGAGGGCGUAGCGCCCGUGGAGGCCCACGGGACGGCUCUAAUGGCGCCGCUGCCGCACCGCGUCCUGACCGUCACCGCCAGCUGCCCUGCCAACUGCGCCGGCCGCGUCAUGAAACGGCACGUCGUGAGGGAGGACCUCAAGACUGUGGCUAGCAUGUUCAUGCCGAUAGUCAUCGGACAGAAUUCUGACGACCAAAUCUCAUUUUAUUUCAUGGACCCGAACCCUUUCACGAAGUCUUUGACGGGAAAGCCGAAGUUAAAGGUGGUGUACGUGGGUGAUACAGGGCCGAACAAAAACGUCUCUAUAGCGGUGGAGACGGAUCGCAGCCUCAGCGACAUCUACUAUGUAUCUGACGCCCCUAUUGACCACAUCGGCGAGUCGGCAUACAUGUGCCUGCAGCCUGGCAAGUUUCGUUGGCGUGCCGAGAGCGCGGGCGGCGAGGUGUCCGGCUCUGGCGAGGGUUACCUACGCGCGGGCGGCGUGUACGUGCUAUGCCUGCGCGAGCGCCUGGGCCGACUAGAUGCAGCUGUCCUGCACGCGCCUAACCCACCCAACGAGCUGCAACUGUCCUGGAUAGUGCCGCAGUACCUGCUCGUCUCCGUGGCGGAGAUCAUGUUCGCUGUGUCGGGCCUGGAGUUCUCUUUCACGCAGGCGCCAAAAAGUAUGAAAACCAUCACCAUCGCCGCGUGGUACGUGUCGGUGGCGUUUGGAAACCUCAUCGUCAUAUUGGUGGCUCAGACCAAAAUCUUUGAGUCAAGGGCGACAGAAUUCUUCGUGUACGCCGCGGUGCUGACGCUGGCGAUGCUGGUGUUCCUCCGCAUGGCGCAGGGCUACCAGACGCGGAGUAUUGAGGGCGACGCCUCCUCCUCCGAGAGCCGGCCGCUGCUGCAUCAUCGCUCAAAGGUGAUAUCAGUCCAUUCGCUGUCGACCUCUAGCACGCGCGCCUUCAGCGGCCGCAGCAGCGCGGCGUCGUGUCUCGGGCUGAUGGAGCGCGCGCGACCUGCUACCUGGCCCACGCGCGCCUACGUGCACCUCGCGACACCCAGCACUAGCGAGCCUCAUGUCACGACCCUCGCCAAGUAGACCGCCUGUAGUGUGCUGUUCACCGCGCUAUUGAACAUCACUACGACAACUGUAGCGCGGCGUCGUGUCUUGGGCUGAUGGAGCGCGCGCGACCUGCCACGUGGCCCGCGCGC
Messenger RNA from Ostrinia furnacalis (Asian corn borer), 5182 nucleotides. RefSeq lists its product as uncharacterized. Gene Ontology annotation, molecular function: transmembrane transporter activity. The record is from RefSeq and is a predicted model, not a curated record. The coding region runs from base 306 to 5069 and encodes 1587 amino acids. Lineage: Eukaryota; Metazoa; Arthropoda; Insecta; Lepidoptera; Crambidae. Gene Ontology annotation, cellular component: membrane; RQC complex. The transcript has 29 exons. Gene Ontology annotation, biological process: transmembrane transport; oligopeptide transport.